AAUUUUCGGAAGAGUUUGACAAAAUUCUUUUGAUGGAUGUUUGGUCUCGUAUACUUCUUCGUUUCUGUACCUAUCAAUCUCAUUUCUCUGAGGUACGAUAUAGGACCAUACAAAACUGUUGAGAAGAUAUUAAUGACGACAUUAAAAUCUUUUGAAACCAUCGCAAUAAUGCAACUCACAUCGUCAACUGUCUCAUGUUCGUUAGGAGAUCCAAAAAUGAGACUCUUAAUUCAAGUAUUCUGAUCUGGAAAGUUGUUGAUACAUAUUUCAAUGCCUCAAGCGAACGGAGUGUACCAAUAGCUCUACGAAACUUCGAAGUAGAUUCUGGAAGAGCCCCUGAAGCGGCCCUGCAGAGUUGUGCUUCUCCAUCUGCUAUAUUUUCCAUGGCCGAGAGCCAGAGGAAGCUUCUUUCUGUUGCAGCGGAUUUCAUCAGUUCCCGAUACAACUCUUUCGCAAUAACAAAGUUUCCAGUCAAAAGUGCAUGCCGGGAAAGCAGGUAUUUAUCCCAAUUUCCAAGUAAUGAACUAUGUAUUUUUGGCAUGAGAUUAGUCAAUGAGUCCGUUUCGUUUGCGAAAUAAUGCGUUCUACGGCAGGAAAGAAUACUUGCUAGUAUGUGUUUCUUUGCAUUUUGAUCUUUGACUUCAUUCAAGUAAUCCGUGACUGUCCCUAUACGUUCCUGAACAACUGCUGGACGUGCAUUAGCAAUGGCAGCUAUCAAUCGGAAAAUAACAAGAGAGUUUCGGUCUGAAGACCUUCCCUUUUUCAAUAGAAGCCGGAAAAGAUUCACUGCGAAUGUAGGUGAUCGCUGAGAAAAAGCAGAAACCAAACCUUCGAUUGCCACUCUCGAUGCAUGUUUGUCUGUUUUUCUUUUCAUAGCAAUAUCAAGAGCGAUGACUGUACUAUCAAAGACUGCCCCGAUGUAAUCUUCCCACAUGUCGUCCGAGUAGCUAAACGCUAGAACCAGCAAUGUGCAAGCCUCCUUUACUAUUUUAGGGUCCCAGUGAUGGAUUAGUUGAAUAGCGCAACUAAUGAGCAUGUCCCUGUGAUGACUAUCUUCUGAUUCGUAUACUUCGUCGCCUCCAUGCCCGUCCCCUUCUGUGGCUCGUCCGUUGUUCUUGAGAGGUAAAAGAAAGUGGAAAAGAUCUUUAGCGGAGUUUAGGAGAGACGCCAAGACAAGAGGUGGUUGAUUGCUCGACAAAAUCAUGUCUAUGCUGUCCCCGACUGGAUAGUUUCCCUCUCUGGAAUUUGGCUUGACCCCCGUAUCCUUGCUUUCAGCUUCCUCUUCUUUAGUCCAACAGUCCACCUGCAUUUCGAUAGCAUCUGUUAACGAACUUAGUGCAUAUUGAAGAAACUCUUCUUCAGCGAAAUGACGCGCUUCGUUAUAUCGUAUCAAGAAGCUCCGCAACAGCUCUCCACGAGCAGUGUGUGGGCAGAAAUCUUUGUCACUCAAUUGAUUUGUUGUACUAGAGGUCGUAACUGUUGCUGUUGUUUGGCCAUCGGUCAUGUCGUCGGAACAAUGACUGUAGUUGGUCUGAUCGUCGACCAUACGAUGCAGAAGACGGCUCCAUUCUUCUUUCACUACGUGAUCAAUGCCGCUUUGAAUAGCUAACGAGACCAUUCCACGCUGUGACAAGUGACUAUCAUAGGGACUCAUAGAUGCCAUUCCAAAUGCGUACAGUGAAGCACGGAGAUGAGGUAUUGCACCCUCAAACAACGGUGCAUUUUUGUAGAUGCCCGCCUCCUGUCCGCAUUCUGGCAAUACAAGGCAAUCCAAAACAACUCUGACCAACUCUACCCUGUGACGAUAAUUAAUUUGAAAGGAAUGUGCGGCUAGACUGGACAUCAAACGCGUCGUCAUCUCCCAAACCUCACUCUUUUGUUCCUCGAGCCUGGAUGUCGUUUGCCGUAUACAUUGGUCUGACGGGCGAGGAUGAAUGGCCAUGGCUAAUAAGUGAAUAACAUCGACCUGAGUAGAAUGUGCCGGCCGACCCGAGAGGAAGGGUCUCAAACCUAUUUUCAGAAACGAGAAGAAGGCACUUUCAACGUGUUCGUGUACAAUGACAUCAUCGAGUUCACCAAAUUCGUUCCCGUAGCGAUGCGGACUGCUCUCCAGGCGCUCUUCCAGCGACAUCAAUAUAAUUUGCUGGUCGGACACGCCUUUAUUGUGGGUGAGAUUUUUAGGCGGUUGUAUUCCUGUGGAUUGAGAUUGCUGCUUUUGCCGUUGCUGUCUAGAUGUCAUCGGACGCCGAGUAGAAACAUUUUGAAGGGAAAAGAAGUUGUUGCCGGUGGAUUGUGGAAGAAAGAAUCCAAGCAAAAGAAUCCCAGCGAACCUCGAGACUUGGCCAUGCUCAUAUUCCGUCAUCGACCAGAGCAGGUUGCUUGCCUYGGCCAGAAUCUGACAAAAUGAUACAGAAUAGAUACAAGAAUACCGU
Pseudo-nitzschia multistriata is the source of this 2432-nucleotide messenger RNA. Lineage: Eukaryota; Bacillariophyta; Bacillariophyceae; Bacillariales; Bacillariaceae. The record is from the annotation of a GenBank genome assembly.